Messenger RNA from Anisakis simplex (herring worm), 1896 nucleotides. Lineage: Eukaryota; Metazoa; Nematoda; Chromadorea; Rhabditida; Anisakidae. The record is from the annotation of a GenBank genome assembly.
AUGGAUGAAAGUAAUCGCCAUCAACAACAACAGACACAGCAGGUCCAGCAGCAGUUCAUACGAUCGCAAGAUAGUUCUCAAGGAUCCGUAGGUGCAGUACAGAAUAUCGGUGGCACUGUGCAUGAAUCUGGAAUCAGUGAGCGGCGUGGAUCGUCACCAUCGUCACCGGAAAUCCAUCGAAAUGAAGCAGUAGAAGUUGUGGAUCUUCUUGAGGAGCUUCUUCGUAAAGUUGAAGUUGGGAAUUCGGAUCAUCGACAACAAACUGAUGCAUCGUCAAAAAUAGCGAACACUCAAGCAGAACCACUACCACUGGAGCCAUCAAAAACAGGACGAGAACCUGAUAAAAGCAAUACUGCCAGCAGCUCCAUCUCCAUAGCUAACGAGCUUCGCGAAGAAAAAAGAAACGAGAAAAUACUCCGAAAAGGGACUGCUUUUCUUUUGCAAAUGAUGAGAGAAGAGAAUCAACGAGAUGCGCAAAAAUCCGUGCCUAAAGGCCAAGGGACUCCGAAAAGUGAUAGUUCAAACUCGAACCUCACUGGCAAUGAGGAGCGAUCGUCUCGAGCAUAUGAGAAUACGAGACGCGAUGACAUCUCGUUAACAACAAAGCACCGAGCAAGACCGAAUGAUGCUGAGGACGUUGUUGUUGCGGUGAAACGAUCUAAACUGUCGUUGGAUUUCGAGAAGAUGACACUUUUACAACGUGAAAGUGCAGUAUUCAACGAUACGAAAUACAAACAAACGUUCGGAUUUUCGUUUCCGGGCAACAUUUGCAAUAAUUAUGUACGAUGUUGUAAGUGGAGUGCGAGUGGUGAGUACUUGUUGACGUCGAGUCAAGAUCGUUUGGUUCGGGUUUUCCAGCUGAACGACACUCAGAAGCAGGUAACUUUGCGAAAAUCGAUUCCAUUAGGUGAUUUAAUCUACGAUUGUUGUUGGCAUCCGUCAAGAGAUCUUCUCGCAACAUCCAGUAAGGAUCAUCCAAUUCAUCUUUGGAGCACUGACGGUGAAUUGGUAAAAGCACUGCAUGGCAUUAAUCAUUUGGAUGAGUUGAGUAGUGCCUAUUCAAUGUGUUUUUCAUUGGACGGACGUUUGCUAUAUGGUGGAUAUAAUCGAAUGAUCCGAAUUUUUGAUUUACAUGCUGGUGGACGUCGUCAAAUUCGCGAACUGCAUACCUGGAAGAAGAACGUUGGUGGUCAGCGAGGAAUCGUAUCAUGUAUAGCAAUGAACCCGAGCUUUUCGGGUCUUUACGCAGUCGCCUCGUAUGGUCGUACUUUGGCGAUCUACUCAGAUUUAACCGCUGCUGCUGUGUGUUCAUUCGAAACGCCCUGGCAAGGAACCACGUUUAUUCGCUAUUCAUCAGAUGGCAAUUUCCUGUUUACGGCUGCUCGGAAGAAUGAUUUAAUUACGUGUUGGGAUUUACGUUUCCCUGGUCAAGCGGUUGGCUGUGCGAGAAGGCCAUCGUCAACGAAUCAGACGAUAUACUUUGAACUUGACAGUUCGGAUGAAUUUCUGCUCAGUGGUAGUUCAUCAGGCGAGAUACACGUAUUCGAUCUGAAACAAUUGCACAAUGCUGGUAAAAGUAUCAGUAAUAGUGUUGCUGAUCAACCGGAACCAAUUGAUGCAUCCCACAGAAUUAAAUCACAUCGGAGCACGCUUGCUGGUAUCAGUUUACAUCCAAAUGGCCGUUUACUGGCAACCUGUAGUGGACAACGAGUUUUUCCGAUGCCCAUGACUGAAGGCAACGAAAAUGAUGAUGAAGAUGAUGAGAAUGGUGGUAGCAACAACCUAUCAAAAACAGUUGAUAACGAGCGAGUAUCAAGCGUUGAAGAGCGUUUCAAUUAUGAAACAGUCAAUUGCUCUGAUCAAUUAGACAAUUCGUUGUGUUUGUGGUCAUCAUGA